Messenger RNA from Fusarium vanettenii 77-13-4, 1182 nucleotides. RefSeq lists its product as uncharacterized. The record is from RefSeq and is a predicted model, not a curated record. The transcript is spliced from 4 exons. Lineage: Eukaryota; Fungi; Ascomycota; Sordariomycetes; Hypocreales; Nectriaceae. Bases 1 to 1182 code for a protein of 393 amino acids.
AUGAAUCCUACGCAAAAGGUUAUCACCGACACCAACAAGUCUCCGCUAGUCCAGGUCUUAACCUUGAUGUUCCUCGUCAUCGCUCUUCUCGCAUGCUCUGUCCGUACGGGAACCAAGAUCCGCAUGAUCAAAACCCUGAGGGCCGAUGAUAUCCUCACCAUUGUUGCAAGUGUCCUUGCAAUCGGCCAGUCCAUCGCUGUGUUCGCGGGAUGUGAUAAUGGACUGGGGCGGCAUUUCAACACGUUGAACUCCCGCGAAAUAGACACAUUCUUCAAGAGCCAAUACGCGGCCAACAUCAUGUUCAUUACCUCUCUUUUCUGUUGCAAGCUAUCAGGCAUCGUCGGUCUCCGGAUUAUGAGCCGGGAAGGCCAGAAAUGGAUCAUUUUUGGCUGUGAGGCUGUCGUCGGCGGGUGGGGAUUCACUGCGCUCGUUGUCAACCUCUUCCAGUGCCGACUGCCUACGCCGUGGAGGUACGCUGACGACAAAGACUGCAUCAACCGAACUGCUUUCUGGACUUACUAUUCCCUCACAAAUAUUGCCUCGGACAUUGCUAUUGUUGUCAUCAUGUGCGAAAGCGUUCUGAAAAUCCAAACAUCAUGGUCCAAGAAGGCUUUGGUGAUGGGUGUUUUUGGCAGCCGUAUCCUUGUUACGCCCGCAAUUGCGGUUCAAAUCUAUUUUUCCAACAAGGCCUUUGGUGCCACCGAUUUCACUUUCUCGAUCUGGAAAGCCGCUAUCGCUUUACAGCUAGUCCAGUGUCUCUCCAUCCUCACCGUUUGCAUUCCCAGCUUCAAGCCCUUUCUCGACAGCGUGGAAUCCGGCCAGAUCCGUAUGGAUGACCUUCGGCGACAGGGCAAGACUAGCACCAACGGCUACCCGAGUGGGAGGCCGGGGUGCAGUGGAAACAAGUCAAGCGGGAGCACCCCUCUAGGCACUAGGUCACGACCGUUCAGGUUGAUCGAGGAGGCUAUUACGACUGAAUCACAGCAUAGCCAAGUAUUCGAGUUGGCUGACUUCUCUAAGCCAAACUCACGAGGGGCUGUAAAAACAACGACGGAGCAGCAGGGUGCUGCUUCGGAGGGGCAAAGCCGCCGCACGAGCCACUCAAGUCAGUCAAUUCUCAUCCUCCAGACAUGGCAAGUGGAAGUGCGGGGCAUGCACGAAAGAGCCCUUGGGGAAGAUUGA